Messenger RNA from Megalobrama amblycephala (Wuchang bream), 1593 nucleotides. It is a transcript of the gene tmbim6, whose product is annotated as testis enhanced gene transcript (BAX inhibitor 1). The transcript is spliced from 10 exons. Bases 190 to 900 code for a protein of 236 amino acids. Gene Ontology annotation, cellular component: mitochondrial membrane. Gene Ontology annotation, biological process: negative regulation of RNA splicing; cellular response to unfolded protein; negative regulation of endoribonuclease activity. The record is from RefSeq and is a predicted model, not a curated record. Lineage: Eukaryota; Metazoa; Chordata; Actinopteri; Cypriniformes; Xenocyprididae. Gene Ontology annotation, molecular function: enzyme binding.
UUUGAAAGAAAGCGAAGAACAGCGUGCGCGUGGCGUCAUCACGUCGGUGACGUCGCGUUGUUUUGCAAGCACAGUACGUGACAGGGAGGCGUUGAGACCGAAUCCACAGGCCUUCUGCAACAACCGACGGGAAGAGACACACUUUCACAUCUUAUGGUUAUUCCUGUGAUUUACUAAAGCAUCAGAAAAAUGAACGUGUUUGAUCGCAGCAUAAACUUUGACGCUCUCUUCAAGUUCUCUCAAAUCUCUCGCUCGACUCAGCAGCACCUGAAGAAUGUCUACGCCAGUCUGGCAGUGUGUAUGCUGGUGGCAACCGCCGGCUCCUACAUCUAUGUCAUCACAAGACUGUUUCCGGGUGGGCUCACCAUGCUUGGGUCACUGGCUAUGAUGGGUUGGCUCGCCAUGACCCCUCACAGCCCUCAGACGGAGAAGAAGAGGUUGGCCAUCCUGGCUGCUUUUGCUUUCUUCACAGGUCUUGGACUCGGCCCGCUUAUGGACUAUGUCAUCAGUAUUAACCCAAGUAUCAUCGUGACUGCCUUCCUGGGCACCUCUGUCAUCUUCGGCUGCUUCACGUUGAGUGCGCUCUAUGCCCAGCGCAGAAGUUAUCUCUUCUUGGGAGGCACUCUGAUGUCUGGCCUGACUGUUCUUCUGGUCGUCUCCUUCCUCAACAUGUUCUUUGCCUCAGAGAUGGUCUUUAAGGCUCAUGUGUAUCUGGGUCUGGCCAUCAUGUGUGGCUUUGUGCUGUUUGACACUCAGCUUAUUAUUGAGAAGGCAGAAAUGGGAGACAAAGAUUACAUCUGGCAUUGUGUCGACCUCUUCCUGGACUUUGUGACCAUCUUCAGAAAGCUUGUUAUCAUCCUUUCUAUGAAUGAGAAGGAAAAGAAGAAGGAGAAGAAGUAAUUUUCAAAAGAGUGAAAACAUCUGUGAGCUGAACAUGUCAGCAGCUUCAUUGUGAAUCUGAUUACAUAGUUUGAUUACAUUUUAUGUGAUUUGAUAUGGUGUCUUAACUUUAUUUUUGAAAAUUGUUACUGGGCUUUGAAUAUGUUGUCAGGAUAGUGACCUAAUGUUGUUUGACUGUAGAUUUUGAAGUCUUAUUUAAAGCUUAAGUUGAUCUUUAAUUUCUUUGACUUACUGCAGAAUUUAAAAGUCUGUAGAAAAGGAGUCUCAUAAAACAUUCGAAUUAGUAUCUGAUUUAAUAUUGUACAUAACAAUAGAAAGUUUGAGUGUAAUUGAGGUGUUACUGCUAGAUGACAGAAGACUUUCUCACCCCACGCUCUGAACAAUAUCAAAUCAUAUAUCAUAAAUACCUUAACAUGAUUGUGCUCCGCUAAACUGCUUUUUUGUGGUUAUUGCGUUAAUACUUCAUUGAUUUUUUUUUUUUUUUUUUUCUUCUUUGUUGCCAAUGUCAGACUAGAUUUUUGUAGCUGCUGUUAAUGCCAAAUUUAUUUAGAUUCAUGGCUACCAUUGUUAAUGCAUUUUUCAUUGAGUUCACAGAUGAGAUUUAUUUUAUUCAUGAAUAUUGUGCAUAUUGAUUAAGUCAAUAAAUGAUGCCACAGGUUGCAUUUGUGCUCAUGUGGCUACUGAUAUAUUAAA